UUGGAAUUCCCGCAAUUUUUCUCUUUUAGGGUUCCUGUGCUUGAGGUUAGGUUCCGUAUGCAAUUGGGGGCUGCGAUCUUGGAGCGCUGCCGUGAUCUCCUGCGCAUCGCCUGGAUCGUCUGGCGCCCACAUUGCAAGAUGAUGAGAUGAUGCAGCGGAGAAAGAAGAAGAGACUGCGAGUGAUUCAUGUCCACACCACUGAGAGCUCGCGUGCCAAUGCUCUGGAUUCCAAAGAGUUUUGCUCAAACCGGAUUGUUACGUCGAAGUACACGCUCACUUCGUUUCUCCCACGCGUUUUAUACCGGCAGUUUAGCAGGGCAUCGAAUUUGUAUUUUCUUCUCAUUGCGGUGCUCGAGCUGAUUCCUGGCCUCUCCGCGAGCAGCUGGAUCACUACGAUUGUUCCAUUUCUGUUUUUACUCUGCCUUCAUGCUACCAACGAAGGGAUUGAAGACGUGAAGCAGCACCAUUCUGAUAAUCAGAUCAAUUCGAGGACGUCGGAAGUUCUUGUAGGGGACGUGUUUGUACCGGCCGAAUGGAGCGAUAUCAUUGUGGGAGAUGUCAUUCGCGUAAGAAACAAUUGCGAGUUCCCGGCUGACAUCGUUCUUCUGUUCUCGUCGGAUCUUCAAGGUAUUGCUCAUGAAGAAACAGCAAGCCUCGAUGGGGAAACGUUUCUCAAGUUGAAGAACGCGUUCUACAGGUCUAGAUCUUCGAAUCCCGAAGACGAUGAUAUGUCGCUUCUUGCGUUAACGGCUUUGAAGAUUAAGUGUGAGCUCCCCAAUAAUCGGCUGUAUGAGUUUGAUGGCGCUAUCUCCCUCCAGGGUCAGGGACUAAUGGCUCUCGACGACAGUCAAUUGUUGCUGCGAGGUGCGACACUGCGCAACACGCAUUGGAUUAUUGGUGCAGUAGUGUAUACGGGUGAAGAUACAAAGUGCAUGCUGAACACGAUUCCAUCUCGAACGAAGAUUUCUCAACUGGAAUAUAACUUAAACUUCCUAGUGAUGAUUAUGUUUGUUAUUCAAGUGGCGAUUUGCAUUGGUCUAGCUGUCGGUGAGGCUAUGUGGCUCAAAAAGCAGUCGAAUCCAUACUAUCUUAAAGAACGUAGUCAAUCCAACCUCGGUAGAGUUAUUGGACAAAUAUUUCGAUUCAUUGCGCUGCUAAAUCAGCUCAUUCCAAUUUCUUUGUAUAUUACACUCGAGCUGGUUAAAGUCGUUCAAUGCUACUUUAUCCAGAAGGACAUACACAUGUAUCAUGAGCAAUCGGACAAUCCAGCCCAAACACGAACUAUGAACCUUGUUGAAGAGCUUGGUCAGGUAGAUUACGUUCUGUCUGAUAAAACUGGCACAUUAACUCAGAACGUCAUGGCUUUCGUGCGGUGUUCUAUUGGUGGUGUUAUAUAUGGAGAUUCAAUUGAUGAGGACGAGCCUGUUACAGAUCCACGUCAAGCAAUACAUACUGUUGCUCGAGAUUAUAAUCUUCAAGAAGCUCUUCACCAGGAGAAUCAUCAUGGCCUGCAAUGCAGACUGUUUUUUCUACAUCUUGCUAUUUGCCAUCAAGCUGUCCCUGAAGGUGAUUCUGGCUCCGGCGGUAUCAUAUACCAGGCUGCAUCACCAGACGAAGAAGCUCUUGUGAAUGGAGCAGCUGUAUGCGGAUAUCGCCUUUUGGAUCGAACGCCAAAUGAAAUUGUUGUCAGUUGUGAGGAUACCGGUUUUGAAAAGCAAACCGUUUUGGCAGUCUUAGAGUUUACGAGUGACAGGAAACGAAUGAGCAUAAUCUGCAAAGACUCCAGUGGGAGGAUUAAACUGUUUUGCAAAGGUGCCGACACAGUCGUAAUGAAAAGACUGUCAAAGAACCAGGAUGCCUCUAUUGAAACCACGGUAGAGCAUUUGGAGAAAUUCGCGUGUUCUGGUUAUCGAACCCUUUGUAUUGCACAGCGCGAGCUGGACCAUUCAGAGUACGACCACUGGGCAGCACGUUUUCUCGCAGCCAGUGUAGCCCUGGACGAACGAGAAGAAAAACUUGCGUUACUUGCAGACUCUAUUGAGCGCGAAUUGGUCCUUUUGGGUGUUACCGCUGUGGAAGAUAAGCUUCAGGACGGAGUCUCUGAAACUGUGACACUUCUUGCUCAUUCUGGGAUUAAGAUAUGGGUGCUUACUGGCGACAAGCUCGAAACGGCAGUUUCCAUCGGUCUCACGUCCAACUUGCUGGUGGAAUCCAUACACAUGUUUCUCUUAUCUGAGAAAUGCUGCAAAUCCAUUCCGCAAAUGCUGACUAAUAUGUUGGAAGAAGCUCAAAAAAACGCGCAGGCAGUGGAUAGUACAUAUAUGGCAGUAGUGAUUGAAGGCGAUUCGUUGGCUGUAGCUCUGGAAGAAGAUAACAAGCUGGUCUUUCUGGAGUUGUGCCAAUUAUGCCGGACAGUCAUUUGCUGUCGUGUUAGCCCAAUCCAGAAAGCGAAGGUUGUAAAAAUCUUACGGGAGCACGGGGCUGUAACAUUGGCUAUUGGAGAUGGCGCGAACGACAUGGCCAUGCUUCAAGAGGCUGAUAUAGGCGUAGGCAUUUGUGGCCGGCAAGUUAUGACCGCUGUUUAUGCAAGUAACUACGCUAUUGCCCAGUUUCGCUACCUUGCAAGGCUGCUGCUCGUUCAUGGUCGCUGGUCUUACAAACGUAACCGCGACUCGAUCAUGUAUGCUUUCUACAAGAAUAUUGUAUACGUUGCUGGCAACUGCUAUAUAGCAUUCUACUCCGGCUAUUCGGGCCAGCCUCUUUACAACAUAUUCCUCAUAUCGACGUACAACUUGUUUUGGACGUCUCUACCGACAAUUGCAUACGCUAUCCUCAACAAGGAUAUUUGCGAGACAACGAUACUGAACAAUCCUCAACUUUAUCACGAAACUCAAAAGGAUCGGACGUGGAAGUUUUUCAGAAGUUUCUGCCUCUGGUUUAUUGCGGCGCUUUGGCACUCGUUGAUAGUUUUCUUCUACCCGAGCUCAGGGAUUCCUCUCGGGAAAGGCAGGCGAGGGGGGCUUGCAAACAUUGGGACAACCUCUUACUCAAUGGCGGUGUUUAUUGUCAACAUAAAGCUAGCGACGCGCAUGAACUUCUUCCCAUGGGUCUCACACGCAGUUCUCUGGGGUGUUUCAAUCGGUUUAUGGCUCCUGUUUGCGUUCGUGCUCUCCUUCUUCUGGCGGAGAUGGCAAGCCUUUGCCGAGUUGAGUGGCAUUGGUUCAGAGCUGGUUGGCAGCGUAAAGUUUUGGUUCGUUCUUCUUCUUGGCUGUGGAACAGCGCUGCUACCGGAUAUGAUCAUGUCCGUCUUUCGGAGGCAUUUCUUCCCACGGGAUCACGAGAUUAUACAAGAGAUGGAGCAUGGCUGGCGGAGCGGUGUCCUGAAGAAGGCGUCUAGGAGAGUUGUGGAGCAAGUUACACGGAGCUUGACUGUCCGAGCUGUGUCACUCCCGCAAGCAAUAAUGCAGCAAGUGGAGCAGGCAAGGCAGCUAUCUCACAACAGGACAGUCAAGUUGGAGAGCUCUAUGGAAUCCGAACCACCACCCCGAAGAAUAACGUGGAGAGAUGUUUUAUCUGAGAAAGAGAUUGAAGACAUUGAUAUUCCAGAAACACUCAACAGGUAUGGAAAGCGUAGGAGCAGCGGGUUCCAAGUUGUCCGAAAGUUCUCUGACGAUGAAGGGGAAGAUCAAGAUUAAUAGACAAAUUAUUUGCAUAUAAUAUUUUUCACGUCCUGAAAGUCAGGAUCUGAAAGAGAAACUUCAGCGAGUAAAGCGGUGACGAAUUCUUCUGUUGCA
Messenger RNA from Selaginella moellendorffii, 3794 nucleotides. Its product is annotated as probable phospholipid-transporting ATPase IA. The record is from RefSeq and is a predicted model, not a curated record. Gene Ontology annotation, molecular function: ATP hydrolysis activity; ATP binding; ATPase-coupled intramembrane lipid carrier activity. Gene Ontology annotation, biological process: phospholipid translocation. The transcript has 19 exons. Gene Ontology annotation, cellular component: plasma membrane. The coding region runs from base 147 to 3695 and encodes 1182 amino acids. Lineage: Eukaryota; Viridiplantae; Streptophyta; Lycopodiopsida; Selaginellales; Selaginellaceae.